Syzygium oleosum is the source of this 1555-nucleotide messenger RNA. RefSeq names its product B3 domain-containing transcription factor VRN1-like. The record is from RefSeq and is a predicted model, not a curated record. The transcript is spliced from 4 exons. The coding region runs from base 565 to 1359 and encodes 264 amino acids. NCBI's taxonomy places the organism in Eukaryota, Viridiplantae, Streptophyta, Magnoliopsida, Myrtales, Myrtaceae. Gene Ontology annotation, molecular function: DNA binding.
GAUUUGUUUCUUGAUCGUGGAUGGUCCUCCUUUCUGGCUAAUUGUGUGACUGAGUUAACAGUUGUAUGUGACCAAGUGAGCAAAAGACAUCCAUGCAAGGUGUUUCACUUGCAGGGAAAUUGUUCUGUUCUUCAGUGUCCAGUCUCUGGACCAGUCCUUGGCUUGAAACCCGCAUGACUUUGACCCAUUAGAAUAUGUUCCUGGAUUUUUUUCUUUUUCCUAAUUGUGUUGAAUUUGGUUCAGGAGAUGACAUUAGUUUACCAGAACCAAUGUUCAACUGAGGAGAAUUUUCUUGUGAAGGCAAAUAGAAUUCAUGCUAUGGCGAAUCGUAUGCUGAAGCUUCUUCUAUUGUGAUUGUGAAUUUGAGCAAAAUGUAGGGCCGGAAUAUGGAGGUAUAUCAGUGUCUCUUUGUAAUUCAUUUACCCCCUUAGAAUAAUACCGGUAUCCAAGCCUUUCGCGUGACUAAUUCCCUGGAUGCAGGCAACCAAAUUCACUCUAAUUGGGUGAUGUAGGUACUUCUUAUCACAAUCUAGUUCCCUUGAGUCACACUGAGAAUUACUGAACAUGGAGAUACCAAAGAGAUUUCUGCAGAGACAUGGUCGUAACCUCCCUGACUCAGUGUAUCUCAAGGUUCCGAGCAGUACAACAGUUUGGCCAGUGGAGUUGGAGUGGAGUGAUGGAAUGGCUCGGCUUGCCCAAGGUUGGCAGAAGUUCACAGACUAUUACUCCAUCGAUUUUGGCCAAGUCCUAGUUUUCAGAUACGAACCGAGCUCGGUCUUCCAUGUCGUGAUCUUUGACACGAGUGCUUCAGAGAUUGAAUAUCCUACCGGUCCUGUGAUCAUGGGCAAAUCAGAACCGGAAUGUGAACUUCCUCUGCUCAAGAAGGAAGAAACUGAUGAUAUCUCAGCCAAAAUCUUGGAGGAUUGUCGGCCUAGCCCAAAUAUUAGGAAAAAAUCAAAGUCAGCAUUGGCUUCUCGAAAGGUGAACUCUGGCAUGAUCAGAAAGUCUGCAAGCAGAGCAAGCCCUGCUACGCCGGUUGCUCGUAGAUGUAAUGUGCCAUGUCCUGCUGCUCUUGAAAUGGCGCGAGACUUCAAAUCGAAGCAUCCUACGUUCAUACUCGUGGUGUACCCUAGUUAUAUUAAAAAUUCCACUGUGGUCGUGACACUUAAGCACGAGAAGUAUUCGUGGCCGGUGAAGUUAACCAAGUUUCCGAGAGACCAUGGAAAGUUAUCUCAAGGUUGGUCUGCAUUUGCAAGGGCAACUUCUCUGUGCGAAGGAGACGUCUGCGUGUUCGAACUGACUAAGCAGAGUCCCGCUGUGCUCUUAGUCUCAAUAUUCAGGAGUUCUGAUUACACUUAGGAGUAGUUUAUUGCCACCGUUAUGCUUGGCAUCAUUUUGGAGAAGGGUAUCAGUAGUGUUAUCAGCUAGACAUACAAUGUUACCAAGGUUUUUUUUUUGUUGUCCUUUUGACGACCGAUGGAUCUGUAAAUUGAAAUGUCUUAAGAACUGUGCUUUCGCGAUGGCGAAUGAAGGUGAUUGUAACAAUUUCUAGUUA